UCAGUACGGCCAACCAAGCUGAUCAGCAACAACGUCUCACGCGCUCGACGUAUAUAUAAGUAGUAUAUUUCUUAAAUCAGAAUUAUGUUCACAGCCCUGUUGAUCUUCAUUGGCGGCUACACACUUGCCUGCUAUCUCUACGAGCAUUUGCGAACGCCUCUCCGCUUAUUGGUGAAUACCAUAUGUGAAGAAAGCAGGAGUGUGAAAUUUGAAUAUGGAGAAUGGGCAGCUAUUACGGGUAGCAGCGAUGGUAUUGGCAAGGCCUAUGCCAAGGAACUGGCAAGUUAUGGCGUUAAUAUAGUGCUUAUAGCCAGGAAUGAAGAAAAGCUGAAGGCUGUGGCGCAAGAAAUUUCUAACGAGUACAAGGUGGAGACCAAAAUUGUUGUAGCGGACUUUACAGAAGGCAUAGCGGUCUAUGACCGUAUCGAGAAGGAGUUGGACAAGGUGCCAGUCGCCAUAUUAGUCAACAACGUGGGCAUGUCUUCGGAAACACCCGGACCACUCUUCAAGUCCAGUCGCGAGCACGUCCAACACAUCAUUGACACCAAUGUGGGUGCCGUGUCCCAUCUUUGCCGCUACAUUCUGAAACGCUGGCGGGAGAACAAUAUCAAGGGUGCCAUCGUGAAUGUCAGCUCUGGCACGGAUCUGCAACCCGUGCCGUAUGCUGCACUCUAUGCCGCCUCCAAGGCCUACACUCGCAGCCUCACCCAAGCACUGCAAUGGGAGGCGCAUAAAGAUGGGAUCCUGGUACAGCUGCUAUCACCCAAUUUCGUAGUGACCAAAAUCAAUAGCUACUCGAAGCGAAUUAUGGGCGGUGGCCUAUUUAUACCAUCGGCUGAGGAUUAUGCCCGCAGUUCCGUCGAACAGCUGAGAGUUAGAAUCGAUGAGACGCCCGGCUUUUUCUGGCAUCAUGUACAGAAUGCGCUCAUAACUCUGCUGCCCACUCGUUUGCGCAUAUAUGUGGUGCAAACAUUCUUCCAGGUCAUUGUUGAUAAGAAGCAUGGAAAUACUUUUAGUCCGGAGACAUAAGUUAUAACACUCAUCUGGUAUCUGUACAGACUCAUUUCAAUUUCUUGCUCAUGUUUUUGCAACUGUGUGUUUUACUAUAUAUAGUUUAAUGAUCAAAAACUAAAAUAUAUAUGGUUGAUUAA
This is a messenger RNA of Scaptodrosophila lebanonensis, 1151 nucleotides long. RefSeq names its product hydroxysteroid dehydrogenase-like protein 1. The transcript has 3 exons. NCBI's taxonomy places the organism in Eukaryota, Metazoa, Arthropoda, Insecta, Diptera, Drosophilidae. Gene Ontology annotation, molecular function: oxidoreductase activity. Bases 85 to 1029 code for a protein of 314 amino acids. The record is from RefSeq and is a predicted model, not a curated record. Gene Ontology annotation, cellular component: endoplasmic reticulum.